Molecule: messenger RNA, 1527 nt
Organism: Yarrowia lipolytica CLIB122
Lineage: Eukaryota; Fungi; Ascomycota; Dipodascomycetes; Dipodascales
Source: RefSeq, a predicted model, not a curated record
AUGGCCGAAAUUGCAGCCCGUCACAAGGCUCUCAAACUCUGCCCUUGGGCGUCCCAAGAUCAGGACGACCCAGCUUCAUGGUUGAAGAUUGCCAGAAACUUGAAAAGAAUCGCAAGAGUGUCUGCUAAAGCAUCCAAGGUGGCAGGUGACGACAUCAAAUUCGACUUUCGAGAGCACGAGAUUGGCGAGAUCCCCGGUCUUCUAGACGAGCUGGAACUACUAGCCUUAUCAGAUGAUCUUGACAGUGUGAAUGGUGACACCAACACAGAAGACCUUGACGGUGAAGCUGUCACCGAAGAUGUCAACGACAAAAUCAACGGUGAUACACCUGUCACCACCACCAACGGCACUACCAACCCCCAUGUUGACCCAAAUAUGUUCUACACCAGUGUCACCCUGGCCCCCCGAAGCCAUACAAACCAGCUGGUAGACACUGAAUCAAAACCCUUCUAUCACUCCAGCACCUUUUCUCUUCCAACCCGACCGUCGCCCCAGGGCUCCAAUAGCAGCCUGAUUCUGACCACUGUAUCGCGCCCCGAAGUGCGACUCGACUGUGCCUCCCAGACAGUCUACAGUGCGCGACACGCAAAGACAGAAAAAAGCACGUCCAUGCAAAACUUCACGGCCCUCAACAACACUGUAAAUAGCCGGGGCCAAACCAUAUUCACCGAAAAGCGAGACGGAAAGUACUACCUGUGGGCCACACAUCACUCCACUCGAGCUAACGACCCCGACAAGUACUGGUUUUACGUGGUGCGAGCAUCUUUUGUCAGUCCCGAUGGUGAGCUGACAGCCGUAAUCUUUGCAGAGCUCACCCCAAAGACUGGCUGGGUCUACGAUCCCGAUAUGCACUACAGAGGCCAUUUUUACCUGGUCAAAGUGAAGCCCAUGAGUGCAAAACAAGCCUUUGACUCAGAAACCCAAGCAAACCCUCCCCGUGCGCAUGCCAUGAUCUUCGUCAACAAGAUACAAGAUCAUCUUCCUAGUCUCGAGAUCCACAGUAACCAACAGUUCAUCAGUUACAAGGACCGUGGUCUCAACUAUCACCUCCAUUGGGUCGACUGGGACAACCAGAAGCUGUGGCAGCUCUGUCAUAUUAAACCGUUCCAGAGUCCUCCAUGGAACGCUUCCCAGACCCGACCCAUCCCCAUUCUCUUCAAUGGCGGCAUGUAUCUGAUUGAGAGCUCGCAGAUUGUCAAAUGUUACUUCAUCUACGAAGGAGUCAUUCCUCGAUUGGUCAGUAUGCGACGGUGGACUUACGAUCAGCCACUGGCAUCCAAGGCCAUUCUCUGGGCCGACCACCUGGACGCCAAACACGUGGUUCUCCAUCAUUCGGAGGGAUACCACAUCUACGAUCUCGAGAAGCAGCAGCAUUACGAGUCCAGUAUAAGCAAAGAUCGGGCGUCGCUGUGGAGUCUCCUGGACGGAAAGGUCCUCCAGUUUGGCUACACCCAGACUCUUCUGGACAAGGUGGAGGCCUCAGUUGCCAAAAAAAAGUUGCAGGCAGGAGAAAAAGUUGAAUUUUAG